Messenger RNA from Moesziomyces antarcticus, 1269 nucleotides. RefSeq names its product cyclophilin-like protein. Gene Ontology annotation, cellular component: catalytic step 2 spliceosome. Gene Ontology annotation, molecular function: peptidyl-prolyl cis-trans isomerase activity. NCBI's taxonomy places the organism in Eukaryota, Fungi, Basidiomycota, Ustilaginomycetes, Ustilaginales, Ustilaginaceae. The coding region runs from base 1 to 1269 and encodes 422 amino acids. The transcript has a single exon. The record is from RefSeq and is a predicted model, not a curated record. Gene Ontology annotation, biological process: protein peptidyl-prolyl isomerization.
AUGACAUCUCAAUACGUCACCGAGCCCCCGACCUCGGGGCGCAUCGAGCUGGUCACCUCCAAAGGAGUUAUCGACAUCGAGCUCUUUGCGCGCGAGACGCCACGCGCCUGUCGCAACCUGCUAACUCUCGCACUCGAGGGCUUCUACGACCACCAGAUCUUCCACCGUCUCAUCCCUGGCUUCAUCAUCCAAUCCGGCGACCCGUCCGGCACAGGCGACCAUGGCGAGAGCAUCUACGGCGAGCCGUUUCCCAUCGAGCCGCACUCUCGGCUGCGCUUCAACCGCCGCGGUCUCCUCGCCAUGGCUGCCACCGACCGCGCCAACGAGAGCCAGUUCUUCCUCACCCUCGAUGCAACCCCGGAGCUCCAGGGCAAACAUACGCUCAUGGGCAGAGUGGUGGGGAAUACCAUCUACAACCUCGUCGAGCUGGCGCAGGUGGGCGAGAUGGAUGCACAACAGCCAGACAGGCCGCGCUAUCCGCCCAAGCUCAUCGAGGUGCGUGUGGUCGAGAACCCGUUUGACGAUCUGCGACCGCGCACGACCAAAGCGCAGCGCAAGCAGCAAGAACAGAUGAACAAAACAGACCAAGCGCCAAGCAAGACCAAGAAGAAGAAGAAGAACACGGCGCUGCUGUCGUUUGGAGACGAAGAGGACGCCGAGCAGCCUUUGAAAGGCCCCAAAAGCUCGCAUGACCUUCUUGCCGAUUCCAAGCUGGCCAAACCGCCAACCUCCAAAUCGAAGUCAUCCUCCAAAUCGCAGUCGGCUUCAGCAUCAAAUGGCACUUCUUCUUCACACGACCUGCAACCACGGUCGGCACCUGCGGAAAGCGUCGAGGCAAGCGCUUUGCCAUCGCAUCGCCACGUGGCGGAAUCGGGCAAGAGCUCGUCGUCGCGCGGCUCGAUCCUGGCGCAGGAACGCGCAAAGUACGCCUCGGCGUCGCGCAAAGCCGAUUCCUACGCCGCCCUCGUCGAGUUUCAAUCGCGCCUUCGCUCCAAGCCCUCGCGUCAACCGCACGCGGCGCCCGACAAGCAGCUUGUUGCGGACGACGACGACGACGAGGGCGCGGGCGAGUACGGUUCCAGCGGCGACGACGAUGACUGGCGUGCACACCGUCUCGAUGCCGGAGGCAAACCACUCCAACCGCAAGCCGACCGUCUGGAAGACUACCAAGUGAUAGACUCUCGCUCCUCCAAGCGUCCCGCUUCCCCACCCACCCCCUCCUCCUCCUCCUCCUCCUCCUCCUCACAUCACCGCCGUCGGCGUCACUAA